Messenger RNA from Panicum hallii, 1881 nucleotides. RefSeq names its product guanosine nucleotide diphosphate dissociation inhibitor 2-like. The record is from RefSeq and is a predicted model, not a curated record. Gene Ontology annotation, biological process: vesicle-mediated transport; protein transport; small GTPase-mediated signal transduction. Gene Ontology annotation, cellular component: cytoplasm. Gene Ontology annotation, molecular function: Rab GDP-dissociation inhibitor activity. Bases 1209 to 1616 code for a protein of 135 amino acids. The transcript is spliced from 5 exons. NCBI's taxonomy places the organism in Eukaryota, Viridiplantae, Streptophyta, Magnoliopsida, Poales, Poaceae.
UAUUCCUUGAUCAUAUUUCAUCCUAAUAACCUUUAUUUAUAUUUAUUGUUUAUGCUUGCAUAACUUGAUGGGUUUCUACUUUAUCCAUAUUAUUUAUUCAUAUCCUUAAAAGCCGGGUUAUAUAUUUAACUGUCGGGUAGUUUGCCUAGUUGCUAAACUAUAGCUAUGGGUGGUUUAUCAAAACAACACUUGAUACGUGAUUUAUAUUUUGGAACCACUAUGAUGAACUGACGAUGAUAAUUAAUUUAAAAUCAUGGAGCUACCACUUGGAAAAACAGUGCAACCACAAGAGCUAUAUGGCUCUGAUCUUGGCUAAUUAAUUAGAUUUCUCUAACUUGUUAGUAGCUUAACGAAAGAUGCAAGAGGAGGACUAGGUUCUCGGCCUGCCAAAAGGGUUGGUACGCCUACGGGGUGGGGGAGGGUGCACUCGUCUAGUGGGUGAAAUCUUAGUGGACUAUUACUUGUUAGGGAGUCUUUGUAAAGACCUCAUAGUAUACCCAUGCAGUCAUACCUUGGAAGUGUGAUGGUAGUGCCUGAUCAGCACCUACGUGACAGAUAACACGACUUAUGGGUAAAGUGUAUGUCAGAGUCGGGCCCACGGGACUGCGCACAUAGCAUAUAUCUUACAGGAUAAGGGGUGGGAUAGGGCCCACGCCCUACACCAGUUGUAACUACUACUAGCGUAGUAGAACUAAUCAUACAGUAGCAUAGAAAACUAUCCGAAAAGUACUCGGGUCACUACACCAAAACAGCUCAAUUUCGUCGGCCACAUUUAUUUUCGUCGGUCCACCGAAAGCCGACGAAAACAACUAAAUUAGUUCGUCGGCUUACAAAGCCAACGAAAUUGCCCUUAUUUUCGUCGGCUUAGGUCAAGCCAAUGAAAAUGCUACUAUAGGUUCGUCGGCCUAGUAAGAGCCGACGAAACUAUAGCCACAUUUUCGUCGGCUAGACCUAAGUCGACGAAAAUAAGCUCAAUUUCGUCGGCUUCGGUAAGCCGACGAAAAUAGUUGACCUAACUAUACCCACAGCUCACCUUCGAUCCCUUUCUUUUCUUUCACAGCAGCCCCUCCUCCCCCAGCGUUGCGCCGCCGCCGCCGCCCGCGCCCCGCUCCAGCCCCCGUGCGCCGCCCGCGCACCCGCUCCGCCGCCCCGCCUGCGCGGCCCCGCUCCCCAGCGCCCACGCGCCGCCCGCGCCCCCGCGCGCCGCCAUGGAUGAGGAGUACGACGUGAUCGUGCUGGGCACAGGGCUCAAGGAGUGCAUCCUCAGCGGCCUCCUCUCCGUCGACGGCCUCAAGGUUCUACACAUGGAUAGGAAUGACUACUACGGAGGAGAUUCCACCUCCCUAAACCUGAACCAGCUCUGGAAGAGGUUUAGGGGGGAAGAGAAGCCACCGGCACAUCUAGGUGCGAGCAGAGAUUACAACGUAGACAUGGUUCCAAAGUUUAUGAUGGCAAACGGAACUUUGGUUCGUACUCUCAUUCAUACUGAUGUGAUGAAGUAUUUGUCAUUCAAUGUUGAUGGAAGCUAUGUCUUCAGCAAAGGGAAGAUUCAUAAGGUUCCUGCCACUGACAUGGAGGCUCUUAAGGGUGUGUUUGGUUCAGCUGUGGAUUCCUAAAAAUCUGAUUUCUGGAAUCAGCUGUGGGAAAGCUGCUGUUAGCUGACAACUGUAGGAAAGUUGAAAAUUGUUUGGCUGAAACAACUGUCAGCUGUGGAUUUCUGUAAGAAAUGUAUAUUAUGCCCCUAGGAUCCCAUAAGGCUCUUAUAUGCUAAUUAAUCACAUGGAUAUGUAGAUGACCGUUUUGGAAAGAAAAUAUUCAUGUUUGUUAAUAUUUGACAUAUAUAAUAAUUUAUACAAAAUAUAUAUCCACGUUAUAAAAAUA